AUGUCACCCCGAGUCCUGUAUCUCGAGAACAUUGUCAACUGGGCCGUGCUAUACUCCUCGCUCAUACUAGCCACCUUGCUCUGGUGCACGGUUCUCAUUGUUUAUCGUAUUCUCAGAGUGGGUGGUAUUUCUGCAGGGAUGCGCGUGUAUCACAGAGUAGUAAAGAUGCUUGUAGAAUCCGCGUCUCUCUAUUCCGCCGUAAUAAUCGUUCUGCUAGUGUUCGAAGUUCAUAAUGACGUAGUCGGAGUUUACAUCGAGGAGUUCGCGAUUGCGAUGAGAGGAAUUAUGCCAACAAUUCUGGUCGGCCGAAUUGCAGCAGGGCAUGCGCGUCCAGACGACUCCUUGGACGAAACUACCACAACGUCGUCGCUUCGAUUCAGAAGUUGGCAGAGUGACAGCCUUGAAAUGAGUGCUGGAUCUGAAUCAGACACGUCUCAGCGUAUAAUGCCUGACCUGGAGAACGGCUUGGAAGACAGUGUGGAGAGUUAG
Messenger RNA from Desarmillaria tabescens, 489 nucleotides. RefSeq lists its product as uncharacterized. NCBI's taxonomy places the organism in Eukaryota, Fungi, Basidiomycota, Agaricomycetes, Agaricales, Physalacriaceae. The transcript is spliced from 2 exons. The coding region runs from base 1 to 489 and encodes 162 amino acids. The record is from RefSeq and is a predicted model, not a curated record.